Molecule: messenger RNA, 785 nt
Organism: Daphnia carinata
Lineage: Eukaryota; Metazoa; Arthropoda; Branchiopoda; Diplostraca; Daphniidae
Gene: twr
Product: signal peptidase complex catalytic subunit SEC11A
Exons: 5
Coding region: 186-722 (178 amino acids)
Cellular component (GO): signal peptidase complex; membrane
Molecular function (GO): serine-type endopeptidase activity
Source: RefSeq, a predicted model, not a curated record
GGUCGAAUAGUUCCCACCAGUAGUGCAUAGUUGGUGCUAUAGCACAUUGUAUGAAAAUCAUAAGUUUUUUGGUUUUUUGUGUCAUUGUAAUCUUUUGUUUAGUCAUUUUUCUAUCUCAAAAAGACUCAGUACCGGCAGUUAUUCAGGAAUAAUAGCUUCGAAACCUUUGUUAAUUAUCUUCAAAAAUGUUGGGAUCGAUGCUAGAAGAGUUUCAACGGAUGAACAAACGUCAGUUUUUUUACCAGGUGCUAAGUUUUGGUAUGAUUGUUUCUUCCGCCCUUAUGAUCUGGAAGGGCUUAAUGGUAGUCACUGGCAGUGAAAGCCCAAUUGUUGUUGUUCUCAGUGGAUCCAUGGAGCCUGCAUUCCAUCGAGGGGAUUUACUUUUUUUAACCAACCCUACAGACGAACCCAUCAGAGUUGGUGAGAUUGUGGUCUUUAAAAUAGAAGGACGAGACAUUCCUAUAGUGCAUCGAGUCCUUAAAGUUCAUGAAAAGGAAAAUGGCACUAGCAAGUUUCUCACAAAAGGAGACAAUAACCGUGUUGAUGACAGAGGCUUGUACGCUCCUGGCCAACUCUGGUUAACUCCACGUGAUGUCGUUGGUAGAGCAAAAGGUUUCUUACCGUACGUUGGAAUGGUUACAAUUAUGAUGAAUGAAUAUCCAAAACUUAAGUAUGCAGUCCUGGCCUGCCUCGGGUUAUAUGUGCUAAUUCACAGAGAAUGAACACGGUAUUAACAUUCUCAAUAUUUCUGGUUUAAAUAAAAUUUAAGAAACAACAGAAAACAA